This is a messenger RNA of Osmia lignaria (orchard mason bee), 3824 nucleotides long. Lineage: Eukaryota; Metazoa; Arthropoda; Insecta; Hymenoptera; Megachilidae. The record is from RefSeq and is a predicted model, not a curated record.
AUGCGUAUGUUUUACGUUAGUUCCGUCGCUGUUUCGCGUCGAGGAACGUUUCCUCAACGUGCCCGACUUGACGUGUUCAACCAGAAAUAUCAUCAUAAAUAUCAGUACCAGUUACAACACAUUUCCUAGUGCAUAAAUCAUUAGUGGACUAUGACGUUUAACAUAAACAACGCAUUUACCGUGUGAUCUAACAUAUUCUUCCAUUUACAAUUAAAAAAUACACACGUAACUAUAAUAAAACGAAUGAAACAGGGCUCGAAAACUAAGUAGAAACGGUGUUUCUGUUGUCAACGCAUCAAGACGACAAUCGUGAACGUGAUAAAUAGAUAUCGUUGUUGGUUGAAGUGGAAUUGUGGGCACGGGAAGAUAUCGAAGAUCCAACGGGCGAAGGUAGAAAGAUUCGAAGAGAAGCACGAUGGACGAGGAGAAGAGAAGUUGAGUGUGCUUCGAGGUGGAAAGCACGAUGCCACGUUCACGACAGGAAGCGUUCGAGCUGAUGGUCGAGGCAGAGAAACCCUCGAAGUGCAUCAGGUUCCUGCGACUUUUGUGGAAGUUCUUCAGAUGCGUUUUUUCCCACGUGUCGUUGAUCUCGUUGGUCGUACUUUAUUGCGUGAUCGGGGCGUACGCUUUCGAAGCCCUCGAAGCAAACCACGAAAAAGAGAUAAAAAGAAACAUCAAAGACAUAAGAGGGAACGUAGCAGAACAGCUCUGGAAGAUCACGAAAGAAGUCGAGGUUCUGAUUCGUGAAAAUUGGACGGAGAAGGCGUUGCGAGAGUUAAAGGUACCAUUUUCAUCACUCACGUCUUGUAACGACCAUUUCUCUGCAACGUAUGCCUAUUUUUCUCCACAGAGUUUUGAGAGCAAUCUUGUGUGGAUGAUGGAGAAAGAAGGCUGGAAUGGCAGCGAGGGAGAAGAUGAUAUUCAAUGGACUUUUGCUGGUGCCCUAUUUUACUCUAUCGUGGUUAUAACAACUAUCGGAUACGGUCACAUCGCCCCGAAGACGAAGAACGGAAAAGUCGUGACCAUAUUCUACGCCAUCCUCGGUAUUCCCUUGAUGUUACUCUGCCUCUCCAACAUCGGGGACAUUAUGGCGUCGAGUUUCAGGUUUUUAUACUGGAGGGUGUGUUGCUACGUAUGCACGAAACCACCGACCAAGAAGAGACGACCGAGGUCUCAUUUCGGAAGAUCCCAUUCCGUUCGACAGCCAGGGCGGUACGGGGCUAGCAGAGGAACCUUUCGAAGAUCCAUCAGAAUGAGUCAGAGGUCUGCGGAUUCGGCUUUGGGUCUGUCCGAUUACAUGACGAGGUCCUCUUUCUCCGACACGGAGUACAAAUACAACCCUCGCCGGUACGAGGAUAACGAUCAGAAGAGACCGUGCCCUUAUCCCUCGGUGAAUCCGAAUUUCGGAUUCAAGUCAGCCACGGUGAGCAGGUACUCGGAUCUACCCGUGCCCAGCCCGAAAACAACCAGAGCCAGUCCCAAGAUGACCACGCAAUCGCUGGACAGGAAGUUGGUGAUGCGUUCGUUCCCCGACACCGAUCGCUCGGCCGUUCUGUGCAACAGAUACGCCUUGGACGAACUGGAGAACGAGCUGCGACGAUGGCAAACUUCCACCGGAAACGAAGAUGAAAAAAAGAAUAAACCAGACACUCCCGAGGACGACGUUAAACGCGCACCAUUGGCCAGCAGGUCGUUACCCAGGAGAUGUCUGUCGAUGGAAGGCGCUACCACCAAUUACAAGACGAAUUUAGCGCCUCCUCUAAGACCACCUUCCAUUUAUUUGGAAAUGGAGAACGGGAGGAGAGGUCAGAGUAUUAGGACCAAGCGUUACAGAAGCAACUACCCUGUUGCUCGGACUUACAGACGAGAGUCAUUAGCACCGGAUAUGAUACCAGCUAAUUAUCCCGGGCAUAGACAAAUAUAUCCUGACGAAUUCGAUUCCGAUUACGAGUAUUACAUCGAGGACCAGGAAAGGAAGCCCAUCAAACCAGUGCCCAUCUGGUUAUGCGUGUUCCUUGUGGUCAGUUACAUUUUCGGUGGUGCAUUUUUGUUCAGCGCCUGGGAACACUGGCCAUUUCUCGAUUCCGCUUACUUUUGCUUCAUCACUCUCACCACAAUCGGAUUCGGCGAUUUCGUCCCGGCGUAUAAGCUGGACGCUCACAAAGGGAUCGCGGUUUGCUCGUUGUACUUGCUAUUUGGAAUUGCUUUGCUGGCGAUGAGCUUUAAUCUGGUGCAAGAGGAGGUCAUCAACAACGUGAAGAACGUGGCGAAGAGGCUCGGGAUCAUCAAAGAGAGCGACGACGAGGAAGAUGCCGAGGACCUAGACGCGUACGACGUCGAAUACAACGACGAGGUCGACAACGAGCAGCUCGAGGGCUACGUCCUCGAUAGCCCUCGAUGUCACUCGAUGCCUCGAAACCCUCGCGGAAUUUCCAUCGCGUAUCCACGGCAGAUAUCUGAAAUAGCGGCAGGAAAGAUGGAAGGGGAUCGAGCAUCGUACUCGACGUCGAACAGAAACUGGCAGGGUGGAAGUUAUCGUAGCCGCGGCGGAAGGAGAAGAAAACGAAGACGGAAACCGUGGGCCGAGAGGAUAGCUGACUGGACCAGGGCUCUGAUAGCCUUCCUCUUCAGCAACGUCGGUAUAGUGUGCCUGGUGGUCGGAUAUACCAUAGCCGGCGCCUUCCUUUUCACCCACAUCGAGGGUAGAAACAGCAUGGACGUAACCGGGGACGCGAUCAGGCUGAGAAACCUGACAGCUGCCACCCUAUGGGAGCUUACCUCGAAGGAGAACGUGUUCUCCGAGAGGAUCUGGAAGGCUAAAGUGAGGGCGAUCCUAGAGAACUAUCAGAAGAUGCUGGUAACAGCUGUAAAGAAUGGGUACGAUGGGUCCGAGGAGAACAAGAGAUGGAGCUUCGCCGGCGCUUUUCUCUAUUCUCUCACGGUCAUCACUACGAUCGGCUAUGGAAAUAUUUGUCCAAAGACGAAAUGGGGCAAAGUGGCGACCAUAGUGUACGCCAUAAUAGGCUUGCCACUUUUCCUCCUCUAUUUGAGCAACAUCGGUGACAUUCUCGCGAAAAGCUUCAAAUGGACGUACGCUCGUUGCUGUCUCUGCAAGUGUCGCAGGAGGCCCCACGAAUUCGCAGUCAGGCCUCAACAGGAGGGUGGUGAUGUUAGGAGAAAUCAUUGGCAGAUGAUUGACGCGAAUGGCAGGGAAAUCGAUUCGUUCGACGUGGACAAGAUCUCUUUGGAAAACGACAGGGUGGAAGAGGGUGAUAGAAACGACGAAGACGAGGAGGAUGAUGACGACAGUAGCAGUUACGAUCCGCAACGCGUCACCGUCCCUUUAACCCUUUGCGUCGCGAUAAUGGUUGGAUACAUCUGGGGCGGUGCGAUCCUCUUCUCCGAAUGGGAAGACUGGAACAUGCUGGACGGUUCUUAUUUCUGCUUCGUCUCCUUGUCGACCAUCGGUUUCGGGGACAUCGUGCCAGGUGACAAAAUCUACGCCGCUCAGGCUCUCGAUUUAUCCUUCAUCUUCUGCUCCAUGUACCUGAUGCUCGGAAUGGCGUUGAUCGCGAUGUGCUUCAAUCUAAUGCAAGAGGAGGUGAUUGCAAAGGUGCGCGCAUUCCUGCGUACCAUUAAAUAUAUAUUCAGAUGCGACAGGUGACCAAAGCCGACCAUCAGCCACGUUCUACACCUUCUACCAUGUUUGUCCUCAGAUUCGCACAUCCGAUCGUUGCUGAAUUAGCUGAGAGACGCGUCUUGAGCGACGCGUAACCGGAGCGCACUCAUCAGCACCGGCUAAGAUACGGUGGUAUCCAGCGAGC